UGUGCAUUAAGCAUUCAUUAUGUUAAUGCAUCUUUGUUCAAUUGCUCAUUAUCUGACAGAAUCACUCUCCAUUCUGAAUUCUGGAGUGAAUUCAGACUAUAAAAGAACGACCAUCAGCUCACAGACACCAUCAUCUACUGAUGAACAUCUUCAAGCCACGGUCUGAUCCAGCAUACAACUGUUGCUCAAUAAACAGCAUUCACUGCAGCUUCCCCAGUCGUCUCGCUCCUUAACGGACAACCGACAGCAUAGCCGUGGAAAAUGUGACGCUGAAAGUUCUCCUUUGACUUCCUCGUGGAAGAAGAAUCGCAAACCAACUGAACUGGCCAAGUUCUGUCAUAAAUUGCUUGCUCUCAGGAAUUUGUGAAACAAUGGAACAACAUAACAUCAGCAUCGGAAUCAAUGAGGAGUGGGAGAAUUUUCUAAGGAAACAAGAUUAUGCAUACUUUGUAUUUGUCAGUGUCCUUUCAGUCGUUGAGAUCCCAGUCAUGAUCUUAACUCUGAUCGCCUUGUGUUUCAUCAUCAAAUCUCGGCCUGCUGCUUCAGUUUUUGUUAGUCAUUUGAUACUUUCAGAUCUCAUACAGGUCAUUUAUAUGUUAAUAAAAACAGCAAUCUCACGGUCAUAUAAACUGUAUACUGCAUAUUUCUAUUCUUUGAUUGUGGGUCUGUAUUUUAUGGCAUGUGUUGCUUUUGAACGAUAUCUUCUGGUUUCUCAUCCUAUCUGGUACAAAUCUCACCAGUCACUCAAACUCUCCUGUUUUAUUUCUGUGAUCAUCUGGUUUGUGCCUCUGAUCUUUGCAGAAAUAGACCCCCCUGAUAUUUAUUUUUAUACUCUACCCCUGUGUAUAGCGUGUUUAAUUCCCUACCCCAUCAUCAUUCUCUGUUUUGCUGGCACUUGGCGAGGUCUUUCUCGCGCAAUAUCAAUGACUCCUCUGAAGCGCAAAUUAAUUUUGGGCAGUUUGUUCCUGGUGCUGUUGACUUACACAUUUCUCAUUCUGCCUUUUCUGAUUCUGGAAUUUAUUACAGACUUUGUUUACAGUAUUGUUGUUGUGAAAUUUUACAGAUGUGCACGAUUGCUCGUGUAUGUGAAUCCACUUGCUGACUGUUUGCUGUAUCUGUUCAUGAGGCCUGAUGUUGGUGAUUUAAUGAAGUCUGUUCGCUGCUGUCGUAGAUAUCAGAGAUCGAAUCACAACCGGGACGAACACUCUGUAGUGAAUCCACAGAACAGCUGCUGUACUGUAGUGUGCUGUAUUUCAGCUCAAGAGCCUGCAUCUCAUUCACUGAACACCUGCAGCACAGUUUAACCUGCUGAUAAAUGAGCUGAAAAACACUGAGCUACUGUAUAUUUAAAUUAAGUCAAGGUCCAUUUUUAAAUUCAAACACUUAAUUUUAAGAAAAUUGAGGUUUGUUUAUUUAUAAAACAAUUAGUAAACUGAAUUUUAUUUUAAAAAUAAAGAAAGAAAAAGAAAAGAUAAUUUUGUGUUUCUGAUUCUGCUGACUGUGUAGUAGCAGUAAGUAAUGGAGAGGAGGGUUAUGACUGACAUAAUCUAGUGGAGCUAAGGUUUUACAUUAAAUGUAUUAAAGAAAAGUACGUUAGAGGUUAUUAAGUGAACUUUAUAAAAUAUUAAGCAGCACUAGAAAAUUACAUGGCAAUCUGUAGAGUUUGAUGAGCUGGAAU
Molecule: messenger RNA, 1678 nt
Organism: Onychostoma macrolepis
Lineage: Eukaryota; Metazoa; Chordata; Actinopteri; Cypriniformes; Cyprinidae
Product: mas-related G-protein coupled receptor member A5-like
Exons: 4
Coding region: 372-1304 (310 amino acids)
Biological process (GO): phospholipase C-activating G protein-coupled receptor signaling pathway; positive regulation of Rho protein signal transduction
Cellular component (GO): membrane
Molecular function (GO): G protein-coupled receptor activity
Source: RefSeq, a predicted model, not a curated record